Messenger RNA from Closterium sp. NIES-65, 1431 nucleotides. The record is from the annotation of a GenBank genome assembly. Lineage: Eukaryota; Viridiplantae; Streptophyta; Zygnematophyceae; Desmidiales; Closteriaceae.
AUGGGCUUAUUAGACACUGCACUGUCACUGCUGCUUUCUCGACCUUUUCCAACCACUCCCAACCCUUCCUUCUCCCUCUCUACCCUUCAGGGAGGAGAUAUUCUCAAUAUCGGGUUUGGCAUGGGUAUAAUAGACACCGCCAUUGCAGCACGCAUCGGCCAAUCGGAAGGCGGGAUUCGAUCGCACACUAUAGUGGAAGCGCAUCCGGACGUUAUAGCGAGGAUGAAGGGGGAGGGGUGGCAUGAGAAGGAGGGAGUGAGGGUGGUGGAGGGAAGAUGGCAGGACGUGUUACCACAACUGGGCCAAUACGAUGGCAUAUUCUUUGACACGUAUGGAGAAUACUAUGACGAUCUUCGUGAAUUCCACUCCCACCUGCCGCGCCUCCUCAAGCCCAGCGGCCUCUACUCCUUAUUCAACGGCAUGUGUGGCGACAAUGCCUUCUUCCACACCGUCUGGUCUACUGCCACAUGCAUAUUCUUUGACACUUACGGGGAAUAUUACGAUGAUCUCCGCGAGUUCCACUCGCACCUCCCGCGCCUCCUCAAGCCCAGCGGCCUCUACUCAUUCUUCAACGGCAUGUGCGGCAACAACGCCUCUUUUCUUGCCCCUCUUUCUCCUUGUCCCUUCCGUUUCUUGUCCCUCCUUUUCCCUGCCCCUUUUCUCCAUUCAGGAAUUUUCUUUGACACAUACGGAGAAUAUUACGACGACCUCCAGGAGUUCCAUUCGCACCUCCCUUCCCUCCUCAAGCCCAGCGGGCUCUACUCCUUCUUCAACGGCAUGUGUGGCAACAACGCCUUCUUCUUGCCCCUCCCAUUCCAUGCCCCUCCCUUCUCUUUCCCUACCUACAGGCAUGUGGCGACAAUGCCUUCUUCCACACCGUCUGGUCUACUGCCACAUGUGCUGAGUGGCCUUGCUUUCCUCCCCCUCUCGGUGUCCCCUACCCUCCGUGCAGGCAUAUUCUUUGACACGUAUGGAGAAUACUAUGACAAUCUUCGCGAAUUCCACUCCCACCUCCCUUCCCUCCUCAAGCCCAGCGGGCUCUACUCGUUCCUCAACGGCAUGUGCAUCUUCUUUGACACAUAUGGAGAAUACUACGAUGAUCUCCGAGAGUUCCAUUCCCACCUUCCACAGCUACUGAAACCCAGCGGGCUCUAUUCCUUCUUCAACGGCAUGUGUGGCGACAACGCCUUCUUCCACACCGUCUACUGCCACAUAGUAGCGUUGGAGCUGCAGCAGCUCGUGGAGCUGACCACUCAGUUCAUUCCCCUGCCGGUCAGCCGGUGCUUGGAUGGGGCCACGUGGGCGGGGGUGCGGCAUAAGUACUGGCAGCUAGACGCCUAUCACCUGCCCGUUUGCUACCGUGAUGAGACAGAGGAGGGGGGGGAGGAGGAGAAGGAACAACAGGAGGGAGAGGAGGGGGAGGAGGCAUAG